Molecule: messenger RNA, 2007 nt
Organism: Nicotiana tabacum (common tobacco)
Lineage: Eukaryota; Viridiplantae; Streptophyta; Magnoliopsida; Solanales; Solanaceae
Molecular function (GO): DNA binding
Source: RefSeq, a predicted model, not a curated record
AUAAAACAUAAAAGCAACAAAAGGCUAUUUUUUGGACAGUGCUCUGCAACUUGAACAAAAGUGAGAAACGGUAGCGAAUCGAUUCAGCUUACUCUCACCCUGCUGUUUUACUCUGUUUUCAGACGGAAUUAGAAGUUUCUGGGGAGACAUACUCUGUACUGGGAGGAGAUGGCAUGCGAGAAGGAAGCAUCUGAUGUGUACUGCAAGCAAAACGGCCUCUUGUUUCAUGGAAAGAGAGUUUCUUCUUUCUUUAAAGUGAUGAUCGACAAAAGUUUCCACAAAAUUCUGUACUUUCCCCCCAUGUUUGCUCAAUCAGUUUCACACCUGACUGAUCGGGAAACUUAUCUGGAGGACUCGAGUGGACAGAGAUGGAGGGUAACAAUAUGUAACCAUGAAGGUUCACUUGCUAUCCGACAGGGAUGGCCUAAAUUUUCAUCUGAACAUGGUCUAAAUCUGGGAGACUUCUUGGUUUUCUACUAUGUUGUUGAGGUUCAGUACUUCAUUGUUCAAAUAUAUGAUAAAAGUGGUUGUCAAAAGAUCAAGUUCUACAGUGACUCCGGCAAAGGGAAAAGAAAAACAAGGACUUAUCCAGAAGCAACUUCCCAGGUUAAGCUGCUUCAGACAACUGAUAUAAAUCCAGCCAACAAAAGGAGUAAAAUAUCUGCUGUAUCAGAGUCCAAAAAGGUCCCAUGCAAGACACAUAUUAAAAAGUUUGCAACGAACAUUGAUGCUGACACUGGGAAGGGACAAUUAGUAUAUCCAGCUGUAUACGUGGACGAAUCGUUUUGUAUGAUUGAUAGAGAUGCUCAAUAUCAUCAAGGAGACGACAGGUUGUGCUUACAUCUGUCAAGUUUUGAAAUGCCAGCAAGCAAACCUCUUGCAGAAGGAACUAGCAGUCUUUUAAAAGCUGACGGUGGAAAUUCUAUUCAUGUUGAAACCAAUUUAAGAUCACAAACAGAACCAAAUUUAGUAGUUGUUGCUGACUACUUAAAUUCGGAAGAAUUGUUGCCAAAGUUUGAGGCUGAAAUCACGGGAACUGAUAUGGUACCAGCGAAAGAUAUUCCACUUUUGAGUCAAAAAGAUCAAAAUGAUUGUCCAAGUGGUAUUAUCUCUUCUUCAUUCUUGAAACCUGCUGCAAAUAUCAACAAAAAUGAUGGCGUAUCAAAUGUCACCAAAUACCAAAAUCAUUGGAUGAGUACUGACACUAAGUCUAUGAUGUUGCAAUCUGACAACAAAGAUGGUCGCUGCACAGGCAGUAAUCAAAUUACUAGAGAGAAAUCCAAUGAAGCAUCUUGGUUCGCUAGGGAAACAAGACUAGUCAAGAAAGAAUAUGAGGAGACAGCAGCAGAAGCAUAUUAUCCUGCUAGAGCAAUAAGUGGAAAGGAGCCAGCAAAUGGUGAAAAAGUCAUCAAAAGUGAGCCUGCUGAUUCAGGAGACAUGCCAUCUCUUAAGGCAGUCAGCUAUUCAUGUUUGCUGGAGGUCGAUGGUCGAGAUUUUCUGGAACUACCAGAAUCCUGGCGAAAAUAUUUAAUGAAAAAGGCAAAGCUGGAAAGGUGGAUUAUUUUUCUACGAGGACCGGAUAAAAAAAUCUGGCCAAUCAUCUAUCAUCGCAGAGCAGGUGUUGAUGUUUUGACAAAUGGAUGGAAAACUUUUGCUGCAGCUUAUGGCCUGAAUCGUGGAGAUGAUUGUCUUUUUGAACUUGAAAAUCAGCUGGAAUGUAUAUUUGCUGUACGUAAAUUGUAAAAGUAAAAUGCCAAAAGAACUACUUGGAGCCAAUUAUCUAGAGCAGUUACAAGAGGAAUGAAACAGGAGCUAUGCCCAGAUUCUUAUUUAUGGUUUUUGAACAGCAUUCAGUUGUUGCCUGGCUGGGUCAAAACUUGAUUAUGAAGUUGCCUGGCCAAUUAUCAUUUUGAAGUUGCACUGUAUUUGCAACUAUGAUGUUAGGACUCAUCACAAAUUAUCAUUUGGACGUUUGGAUUAUUUUGAAGCUCUACUCUUUUGAGUCUA